GGCGUCUGUGUUUCCUCUAAUCUAGUAGAACAGGUGGGAGACGGAGAGAAAGCAAGAUAGCAGUAAGAAAGAGGGAAAAUGUCGAAGAAGAACGAGCCGGCGGUCGGUAUCCCGGUACCGCACCCACAGCAACAGCAGCAGUGCUAUUAUGUGGGAGAGAACCCGUAUCAGGCGGGAAUGAUCCCACCUAACGCCGUAUACGACGAUCCCAAGGGGAUUCCGUUGCAACAGACCAUCUUCAGGGAUACCCCCGCUCCAUUCUCCUGUGUCUAUUGUGGCAGUUCCGGCCUCACCACCGUCAGAUCAAAACCAAGUCUGGCAGCUGUUAUAGGUUGCAUGAUGCCAAUGAUGCUUGGUGUAUGCUUCCUUUGCCCUUCAAUGGACUGCCUUUGGCACAAGUAUCACUAUUGUCCAAGCUGCAAAGAAAAGGUUGCUGAUUUUGAAAAAUCAGAUCCAUGUGCUGUUGUUGAUCCUUCACAAUGGACCCAACCAAGUUUUGGGGUGCCUGCUUGAAGAUUCAUCCAUUGGUUGUACGGUGGUGAUGUAUGGAGUUGUGUGGGCUAUCUUUUCAUUAGAACCAAAAUGACUCUCUCGUAGUAGGGAGUGUGGAUUGGAUUAGCUGUAUGAAUACUUCUUCAAGCUGGGAAAAUUUUAACCUCUCUGUAAAAACUCGUGGUUAGAGUCGUUUACACUGAUGAACAAAGUUGUUGCAUAUUUAAUUCAGUUAAUGUAUACCAGAGUUUUCUCAGAGUGAUACAUCAGCCGUGUUUUUACUUAUCCAAGGACCAAGGAACUAGGAUGGUUAAUUACCUUUUUG
This is a messenger RNA of Nelumbo nucifera (sacred lotus), 817 nucleotides long. RefSeq names its product GSH-induced LITAF domain protein (gene GILP). Gene Ontology annotation, molecular function: zinc ion binding. NCBI's taxonomy places the organism in Eukaryota, Viridiplantae, Streptophyta, Magnoliopsida, Proteales, Nelumbonaceae. The record is from RefSeq and is a predicted model, not a curated record.